Molecule: messenger RNA, 1309 nt
Organism: Oryza brachyantha (malo sina)
Lineage: Eukaryota; Viridiplantae; Streptophyta; Magnoliopsida; Poales; Poaceae
Product: UPF0301 protein Cpar_0662-like
Exons: 3
Coding region: 27-1094 (355 amino acids)
Source: RefSeq, a predicted model, not a curated record
CCGAGCCACCAACCCCUCUCGCGGCCAUGGACAUGUGGGCCCUCCACGUGAGGAGCGGUGGGGCCUCCUGCCUCGCGCCCGCGGCGAGGCAACCCACCCCGCCGCCGCUUGCCGCCGGCGAGGCCGGCUCGCUGGCUGCGGGGCGUGCGACGUGGCGGUGGAGGCGUCAGCCGGCGCGGUGCCCGAGGCUGGUGGUCAGCGCGUCCGGGAGGAAGGGCAGGAGCGGCCGGGACGACGGCGGCGACGACGACCCGCCCAAGAACAAGGCGUCGUCAUCCUCGUCCUCUCGCUCUUCUGGAAAAGGUGAUGCAUCUGCUCCUGGUGGAGAUGUUUCAAAUAAUGAACCACAAUCCAAUGACACAAUGUAUGUACCAAGUAAUUUGUCAUAUUGGCGAGACGUUAGAGCAAGUUUUGUUAUUCCAAAGGUGCAGACAAUAGAUGCAAAUGCUACAGCAUUGGAUGGAACAGUACACUGUCUUCCUCGGAAGUGGGCCCAUUCUAUUCCGAUGCCAGAAUCUGGCUGUGUGUUGGUUGCAACCGAAGAGCUUGAUGGCAAUGGUACGUUCGAGAGAACUGUCAUCCUCCUCCUCAGAUCAGGCUCAAGAGAUGCUUAUGAUGGCCCAUUUGGUGUCAUCCUAAACCGCCCAUUGUAUACAAAGAUGAAACAUGUGAACCCAUCGUUCCGCAACCAGGCAACCCCGUUUAGUGAUUGUUCCCUCUUCUUCGGUGGACCUGUCGACAUGAGCGUAUUCUUGAUGAGGACUACUGAUGGCAGACCAAUCAAGGGGUUUGAAGAGGUGUCACCAGGUGUCUGCUUUGGUUUCAGGACUGACCUAGAGAAGGCCAGUGGUUUUCUGAAGAAUGGUGUGCUCAAGCCUGAGGACCUGAAUUUCUAUGUUGGGUACUCUGCUUGGGAUUACGACCAGCUGUUGAGUGAGAUUGAUCAGGGAUACUGGCACGUUACUUCCUGUAGCUCAGGCCUGAUAAGCGACGCUCUUGCAAGAGAUCCUUCUUGCCUAUGGACUGAGGUAUUGAAGCUGAUGGGAGGCCAGUAUGCGGAGCUGAGCCAAAAGCCAAAGGAAGAUGGCUCGUGAAAAAUCUUGCUUGCUAGCAUAGUUUGGCACAGUUGUUGCCAUAAGUUUGUAUAUAGUUGGGAAUAAUCUCACCCGGUCACUGGCCAGGGUAAUUGAACAGUCUUAGUAAUAGUUUCAUGUGGCGAUCUUUUUCGUCUGUAUUACCUGAUCAAAUAUUGUGUAGUACUGGUGAUAGAACAAUGUUGGGCUGUGAAUAAUUACUGGUGUUACGUUCA